Messenger RNA from Physeter macrocephalus (sperm whale), 413 nucleotides. RefSeq names its product myosin-7. The record is from RefSeq and is a predicted model, not a curated record. Gene Ontology annotation, cellular component: bicellular tight junction. Bases 16 to 294 code for a protein of 92 amino acids. NCBI's taxonomy places the organism in Eukaryota, Metazoa, Chordata, Mammalia, Artiodactyla, Physeteridae. The transcript has 3 exons.
GUGCUUCCCCUGACUAUGCCGUACUCACUUCUGCCCGACCCCCAGACGGAGGAGGACAGGAAGAACCUGCUGCGGCUACAGGACCUGGUGGACAAGCUGCAGCUGAAGGUCAAGGCCUACAAGCGCCAGGCCGAGGAAGCGGAGGAACAGGCCAACACCAACCUGUCCAAGUUCCGCAAGGUGCAGCACGAGCUGGAUGAGGCAGAGGAGCGGGCGGACAUCGCCGAGUCCCAGGUCAACAAGCUGCGGGCCAAGAGCCGCGACAUCGGCGCCAAGGGCUUGAACGAGGAGUAGCUGUGCCACAUCUCCUUGAUCUGCCCCAUCCUGAGGGUGCAACGAAGCUCCCAGUCCUGGAGGCCGGAGAGCAGCCCCUUUAGAGGAAGCGGAAUAAAGCAAUUUUCCUUGAAGUGAGA